AUGAACGACGUCAAGCUCCUUUACCGAACCACCCAGUUUCCCAGUCGGAAACCUCGAGAAACGACGACGGUGGCGACUGGCAAUUUCACCAGUUUUUCGGCAUUGUUUCUGACGACUCUGGCGACAGUUUCUUCAAAUAAGGUACUCGGGCUCAAGCAGACCCGCAGGAGCGACCCUCAAAGGGCCCAGCUAGCUCGGACGCUCAUUGAAUAUGCUAAAAGGAUAUGGAAAGUACCCAAGGUUGCCUUCGGAAUAAAUGUUGCCUCGGUUAUAAAUGUUGUCUUCAGAAUAAAAAUUGUUGCCUUCAGUAUAGUCAGCGCGCUUGACUUUUGCCCCACGGGUCUUAGGGAUAUCUGGACCGUGGGAACGAGGAAUGCGGAUCAAGUUGACCAAAUGGCUCCUGAGUCCAGCGAUGAUUGCGGCUCGGGUUACUUUGUGUUUCCCGAGGCCUGCGAGGACGUGUAG
Molecule: messenger RNA, 465 nt
Organism: Prunus armeniaca (apricot)
Lineage: Eukaryota; Viridiplantae; Streptophyta; Magnoliopsida; Rosales; Rosaceae
Source: the annotation of a GenBank genome assembly